Molecule: messenger RNA, 3127 nt
Organism: Zophobas morio
Lineage: Eukaryota; Metazoa; Arthropoda; Insecta; Coleoptera; Tenebrionidae
Exons: 9
Coding region: 134-2581 (815 amino acids)
Biological process (GO): protein deubiquitination
Molecular function (GO): cysteine-type deubiquitinase activity
Source: RefSeq, a predicted model, not a curated record
GCAGCACCGCUUAAAUGCAACUGUCGUUUGUUGUGUUGUGUAAGAUCGCAUUCUAACCUAUCCUCGUAAAUAAAUCAUGUUUACGCGUUAAAAAAAGGAUUUUGGUGAAAUAAUUUCUCGUAUUUUAUUAAAGAUGGGGAACUAUGAAAAACUGCAUCUCGCUAAUAACUUGGACGCUUUAGAUCUUCUUGCAAAGCGAGACUGUGAUGUUAGGAAGUUAAAAUUUCAACAAAUAUGUAACGCGCUUAGUAAAUUAUACAAAAAUAGUCAGUUGAACGUACUCGACCAAGAAAAGACUUACAUUCUACUCGCCAGAUACCUAAAUUUAUAUAACUAUCUUAAAAAUAAUCAGUCGGAUAAAAAAUUUGUUGAACUAAGAUUUGGUUCGGAGUAUGAAAAAGUCCUGAUGCAGUAUGAAGAAAUUAAAAGGAGUCUCGAGGAAAGAUAUGCGGCUAAAAGAGCCAAACUGGUUCAUGUUGAGCCGCCACAAGACGAAACUAUGAAGGAGCCUCCAGUUGAAGUGACUUCGCAGCGAGUUUUUACAGAGGAAUUUGUUUCGUGUCAACAAUUAUUUAGUGCCUUACAUAAAAAUCAUAACAUGCUGUUAGUUGACGCCCGUCCAGAAGUGGAUUUUAAAGAGUCAAGAAUUGAUAAUUCUAAUUGCAUCAAUAUACCGGAUCAUACUAUCACAGCUGGACUGUCAGCCAAUGCCUUAGGAAAAAAAUUGCCUGAGUCGACGCAAAAAUUCUGGGAUUUGCGCGAGACUUACGACGUUAUAGUUUUAUACGAUUGGAAUACUUCAUCUGACAAUUUUGCCUCAACCAAGUUGCAUAACUUACGCUCGGCUCUGGUAGAUUGGGAUUUGAAUCGUAAUUACAACGAACUGCCAGUUAUUUUAAAUGGCGGCUAUCUCGAGUUGCUUCAAAUGUAUCCAACCAUUUGUAUAAACCCUCAUGUGUAUCUCUUCCAGAAAAACAAUGAACUUGAUGAGUUACUAGAGUUGGAUAAUAUUAAAUAUCCAACGGAAUCCGACAACAAAACUCAAGUAAUGGGAGUACCUGAAGAUACGGAAAAUUUACCCCCGAAGGAAACCACCCCCGAGAUAGAAGUUACAAAGGAAUCUCUCAUCCACGAAAAUAAAGAAAUAGCUCUCAGCCAACACAAUGUUAUCUUACAAUUGCAACAACAAGAAAAUGAAAAGAAGAUUCUAAAUGAGUUGUGCAAUACAGAAAACAAUAUCAACAAUAUCGCUAACAUGAAAAAGCGAGUCGCCGAUAUCGAUGUCGAGAUUAUACAGUUUCAGAGCGUUCUCGAGGACCUCCUCAAGAAGAGAGACGACGUUAAGAAACGGUUCAAGUACCACUUCCAGGAGGAGCUCGAGGAUGACAUCAAACCAGACGAAAUCCCCGAGAGCGAGAAAAUGGAAGACGAUUCAGACAAACUCAAAGAUAUUAUCGUCGAGGAGAGAAAUAAGGAGCUGCAGAGAGCUCGCGCCUUAAAACCAAAGAAAGUCGACUCAAAUGCGACUAUAUUUAAUAACGAGACUCGCGAACCCGACAGACCGACCAUAAAUCGGGCUACUAAGCCGACUUUUCAUUCGUACAUUUUGCGACCAAAGGUGGGAGCGCUUGAGAAUAUGACUUGUGGCUUGGUAGGUUUGCGUAACAUUCGCAACACUUGCUACAUGAGCACCGUGAUUCAAUGCCUGAGAAAUAUUCCUUCGAUAACCCAUAUAUUUUGUAAAGGUGCUUAUGCUAAAUAUAAUAUAAGGUCCCCGGCAGCUAUUAUUCACGAAACAGCCGGACUCAUCCGCCAGCUGUGGUCUAAGUCAUCCAAAUCACUCGACCCGUAUGAGUUUUACAACAAAGUUUGCCAACUAGAAGCAACUUAUAGAUUAGGGAAUCACGAAGACUGUAUGGAAUUCUUUUUGUUUUUGCUCAAUCAUUUAUCCGAGGAUUGUUGCUAUGACAUAAACUUGCCGUCGGUGAUGACACCAAAGCAGAAAGCUUGGUAUAACCAAUUCGAAGGGAAGAAUUCAUUUUUCAUCGAUUUGUUCUACCAUCAAAUUAGGAUUAAGCAGAAUUGUAAUUACUGUGAUCAAAAAACGACUUAUAAGUUUGAAAUCGAAAGUACCUUCAUGUUGUCGGUACCAGACCACGAUUUUAGCUUAGAAACGCUACUAGAUGACUACAUGGCCGACUAUAUUAUCCCGGAGUAUUGUUGUGCUAAGUGCAAGAAGCCAGUCAACAAUCAAAAAGAAAUAUGUUAUGAACCUAAGGUUAUGGUUAUAGUUUUAAAAAGAUACCGACAAGUACACAUAAACGGGAACGUCGCUUUGCAGAAAGUCGAAUCUAGGGCUCACUUCCAGAAGAAGAAUUUUCGUUUACGAAACUGCCUUUAUCAGCUUAACGCAAUUGCAAUGCACUCAGGUGAUAUGAAUUAUGGCCACUACACAGCAGCAGCCUUAACUCCGAAGGGCUGGUAUGAAUUUAACGACGAGACGGUUAGACCAAUCAAUAUCAACGAUGAAACACUAAAAGUAAAGGCUUGUGCUUUUUUCUAUUCAAUGUGUGAUGAUUAAAGAGAUUAGAUUUGUGAUAAUAAAGAAAUAGGUUAAUCUUGUAUGAUAUGUACAGAUUGAAAAUGUUCUAUUUUUUUUAAAUUGGAGUUUAUUAAACAGUUAUUCUUUUAAAAUUUUAAGUCAUUCGUGGUUUGAUCCCCGAUGUAGAGUUUUGCCGGGGAUCGAAACCCUUUUUUCCUAUUUAAUAGUAUUUGUAAUCUUUAGAAUGUUACAUUGCAGAAUAGUAUUAUUCCGCCAGAAAGUUUGUUUAGUUAAAAUGUUUGUAGUUUUGUAUUGUACUAAGAAUUGUACAUGCUGAUAUCUAUUUUUUGUUACUGUAAAGUGCCUUACGGAAGCAACCCCAAGAGUUACAUUUCAGUAUUCUUCUACUGUAUUCCAAAUAUUUCUUCCGUAGGUCACUCACUUUCACUGUCUGACGUUACAUAAAAAAUGGACUGACAGGAGCAUUUUGUGUGUAAUUUAGGCACGGUCGAUGUUGCAGACUGAACAUUUGUAACCACAUGUCAACAUUACACAACCAAUAAAUUACAUGCUGUUAUUAUAUAA